Molecule: messenger RNA, 1285 nt
Organism: Falco peregrinus (peregrine falcon)
Lineage: Eukaryota; Metazoa; Chordata; Aves; Falconiformes; Falconidae
Gene: TMEM213
Product: transmembrane protein 213
Exons: 3
Coding region: 375-692 (105 amino acids)
Source: RefSeq, a predicted model, not a curated record
UCCAGCUCUAUUAGACCAGCUUUGCAGGAUCAAAAGGAGAUUUGGAAGACAGAAGCUGCCUGGGACCCCGCUGGCUUUGGAGGCUUUUCCUCCCUCCAGCUGCAGUGGAUCCUGGGGAAAAACCUUCAGGCUUGACCUUCAGGGGCCCUUCUGCCUGCCUCAGCGCUGGCAUCCACCUCCUGCUGGAGCUGUUUUGGUCAGAGCCCUUCUCUUCCUCCGCCCGGUUGUGGCAGGAAAGUUCAAGGUGUCCUGGCAGCAGGGAGCUCCUUCGCUCCACCCUCUGCCCCGCACACCAGCUCUCUGAGCUUCAGUGAGGAUCUGCUGAACCGGAGCUGCCAGCGAUAGGGUCUGUGCAGCCGGAGCGGACCCCCGGCAUGCAGCGCUUCCCCCGCGAGCCCUGGGCAGCCUUCGCUGCGCUCCUCUUCACCACCGUCCUCUGGUAUCCUUGCACAGCAGCUGAAGACAUCUCCAAUGUUUCAACAAGCUCCAUGCUCACAACUGAGUACGAAGCACCAUGCUUUAACGUGAACUUCUGCACACAAGUGGCCAUGUGCUGCCCGACAGGCAUGGAUGAUUAUGGAUGGAUCGCGGCGGCCGUCGGCUGGAGCCUCUGGUUUCUGACUCUCAUCCUGCUCUGUGUGGACAAGGUCAUGAAACUCCGGCCUGACGAACCCAAAUAUUUGGUGGCCUGAAGCAGAGGCAAGCCAGCAAGCAGCAGCACCCAGGAGCAGUGAGGUGCAGACAGAGUGACAAAGCAUUUCGAUCACUUCCUAAGAAACAAAAUAGAAAGCGAAAGUAUCUUCAGCCAAAAAAGGCUGGAUCUAAGCAGGGCACCUGCUGGGGCUUUAUCCUCCCUGGCAGGUCAGAGCUGCCAGGCAAGGUGUGGAGCAGGCAAGUCCCCAUGUAUGUCCCACAGUGCACAGAACACCUCUCCCCCGAGCCCCUUUCGCGCUUGCUGUGAGCGAGCCAGCAGUGAUCAGAUGCUGAAGGACCAGUUACCAGUCUAUAGCAUAUUGCCUUAAGACAACCCGUACAUAACCUUUGAUUUUGAAACAGAAAGUGGGCAAAUAAAGUUAUUUUCUGGAGCAUCGAUGUUACCAGAUCCAUUACUAAGCUACAGGCUGGUUACACCAGUAAGCUGAUGUAACUCACUUGAUUACCCCGAGUCCUGCACACUCACCUGCGGGAUUUUGAAGUCUAUUAACUGAUACCAGUGAAAACUCUGUUAUGGAAACUUAAGGAUUGUUCGGGCUGGUUUAAAAUUAAAACUAGUUUUUCCAGUGCA